Messenger RNA from Myxocyprinus asiaticus (Chinese sucker), 3008 nucleotides. Its product is annotated as protein tyrosine phosphatase type IVA 3-like. Lineage: Eukaryota; Metazoa; Chordata; Actinopteri; Cypriniformes; Catostomidae. The coding region runs from base 1076 to 1597 and encodes 173 amino acids. The transcript has 7 exons. Gene Ontology annotation, molecular function: protein tyrosine phosphatase activity. Gene Ontology annotation, biological process: protein dephosphorylation. The record is from RefSeq and is a predicted model, not a curated record. Gene Ontology annotation, cellular component: nucleus.
UUAUGCUCAAAGGCACCUGGAGGUUGUUGGCCUCUUCCUGUUUUCCUGUAAGUGGGCCUGUUUGACGUUUUCAGCUGUAUUUAAAGACAUUUAAAGUUAGCAGCGCAAACCACAAGGUAUAGCCUGUAUCAGAAUGAGUCCAUUUCAUUCUUAAAUCCAGUAGUAUCUUAUUGGAAUAUUUCAGGCCGGUUCUCGCCCCCUCCUUUCCAUUGAUGUGUUACACUGGUGCCGAAACCCGGGAAGGAGGAGGGAUGUGCCGUAGUAGAGUCCUUGCCACUACCAUCCACCCCAAUGGAGAAGCCACGGCCAUCCGUUGGGGGACGGAGGAGCCCAGCCACCUGAGAGAGGAUGAAUGGCCGCCGACCGCGAGGGGAGGAGGGGCUCCUAACCGACCGCCUGGAGUGGUCAGGGGCGGAGGAGACCCCUACCAGCCGCUGAAACGUGGCGGGGUCUGAGACCGCGAGCGGGAGGGGCUCCUGGCCGAUCACCUGGAGCAGGAGAACUGCUGCCAGGGGCGGGGGAGACCCCUUUUGUCCACCAAAAACGCGGCGGGGCUUUCUGUCCGCCAGGGGCCGGAGGACUGCUUCCGAUCCACCUGGGGAGGCACGGCUGUCGUCCAUGUGAGGGUGGAGGAGUGGCCGAGGACCAAGCUACGGCGUAUCAGAGAACCGCUCAGCCCUUCUGUAGCGGCUUUGUUCAUGGCGUUCUUGCAGAGAACUGAAGUCUACUGCUACGCUCAACAUCCACACGCUUAAACCAGGGGAGAAUGCUUGGCGCGCUACACGCUGACCUGCACUGAUCUCUGGAUGCACUCUGUUCCCUCUGCUGCCUGUGGUUCCACCACCCAGAACUCCUUGCAAAUCUAAUGGGGUGAUCUUGCCUCUCUGGCUACAUAAAGCCAUUAAAGAGAGGAUAGAAGUCUUUGGGAAUUUGAACAUCAAGGAAUCGUACUGUACAGUGUUUUAUUCACAAAGAAAUAUCUGAAACUGGACACAACAGUGAAGAAGAUCCAUUGGGUGAAUUUGGUUGUAAACGGUUUCUUUCAAAGUUUGGACUCUGAAUUGGAGGCGGAACAAUGGCUCGGAUGAACCGGCCGGCUCCAGUGGAGGUGUGUUACAAGAACAUGCGGUUCUUGAUAACUCAUAACCCGACAAACUCCACUCUGAACAGCUUCAUUGAGGAUCUUAAGAAGUAUGGCGCCACGACGGUGGUCAGAGUUUGCGAGGUAACCUACGACAAAACCCCGCUGGAGAGUGAUGGAAUCACAGUAGUGGACUGGCCUUUUGAUGACGGCGCUCCCCCUCCUUCUAAAGUCGUAGAGGACUGGCUCGGUCUACUGAAGAGACGUUUCAUGGAAGAGCCCGGCUGCUGUGUGGCUGUUCACUGCGUGGCUGGUCUCGGAAGAGCUCCAGUACUUGUGGCUGUGGCUCUGAUUGAGAGUGGGAUGAAGUAUGAAGAUGCCAUCCAGUUCAUCAGACAGAAGCGCAGGGGUGCAAUAAACAGCAAGCAGCUUACCUAUCUAGAGAAAUAUCGGCCCAAGCAGAGACUGCGCUACAAGCACACGCACAUUUUCAAGAACAAGUGCUGCAUCAUGUAACCACAUCCUCACCCCCACCACGCUAAACCGGAUGGACUAGGCCACAACUGAUGCACUUUGCUGAUUUGCCAUUUAAAUACAAACUGAUUCCGUCUGGUUGAAGUUGAAUACCCCACUGGUGCCUAAAUCCUCACUCUGUGGAGUGGAUACUGCCAUGACCUUUCUAAGACGCACGGCUUUAAGGUCACUAAAAGGCUGCGUAUCUCCAAGGUCAAUGAGGUACGCCAAAGGCAACCUAUGACCUUUGACCCUGCACCAGGACUGACACCCUAAUCAUGCCUCAAAUGAUUGUGAUUUGUCUGAAAGAGCCAGUUGGUGUGAAAACAAUGUGAAUCGUGGAAAAAUGUGUGCUUUCUCGCUCUCUUGUUUUUGUUUCUACCACUAUCCCCGCUCUCCCCUGCCAGGAGUCAGAUUUUUAGAUGACUACGGUUCCUUAAUACUUUCCGUUUUCAGCACAAAUCUUUUCACUUCUGACAACCAUGAUGCUUUGAUGUUUUGUGAGCAAACAAUGGUAAAACUGGGACGAUGAAGGGCUCAUGUGAACAGUAUUUCUGUUGCAUAAACCAGCUCUCUGCUGUUUCCAGUACAGUUAAGUACCAGACACUAAAUGGUUUCUGAAAAAUAGAUGGAGGCCCAUGAAUUAAACGAGGAGAAUGCUUGUUAUGCGUGUAUAUGUGCUUAACUUGUUCUCUCCAAAUCAAACUUUUGGUUUAUUGGAGUAAUUUUAAUGUAUUAGGAGGAUUGCAGGGCUGAAUUAAAGGGAUAGUUUAUCCAAAAAGGUUGUUUCGGGCCCAUAUGACUUACAUUCUUCCAUAAAACACAAAGGGAGAAAUUUUGAAGAAUGUUUAUGCUGCUGUCUUCCAUACAAUUAAAGUGGAUGGGAACCAGGGAUUGUCAAGCUCCAAAAAAGACACCACAGAAGUCGUCCAUAUGACUCUUACACUUUAUUCUAGGUCUUCUAAAGCCACAUGAUAGCUUUGUGUAAGGAAUAAACUGAAAUGUAAUAUAUUCGCUGACAAUCUUGCUUGACGGACGUGGUCACCAUUCACUUUUAUUGUUUGGACAAGAGCAGCUUGUACAUUCUGCCAUAAAUAACUCCUUUUGUGUUCCACAGAAGGAAAGUCAUAUGUCUUUUGUGACCCAGGAUCAGGUAAUGGUGACAGAAUUUUACUUUUUGGAUGACCUAUCACUUUUAACUGUUUAAACCUUUCAGGACUCUGUGAAAGUGAUCUGUUAUCACCAGUUGAACUGUCUACAAUACUGUACCUCCAUUCAGGUCAACAGACGUCAGGUGGUAAAAAAGUGGCUCUUUAUGGAUGAAUUAAGAGAUUGUGGUUUGAAGUUGCUUUUCUCUGUUUUUUAAGAACACCUCCAACUGCGUAAUACAAAUAAAGGCUAUUGCAACAAUGAA